CAGCUAAAUGGCGAUGGGAUGGGCCCAGGAGACGUUGUUAGGGGGAGGCUAAACCAUAGCCAUAGGCACUCAAUUCACUAUGUCUUUGGCCUUCCGACUUCUUCCCCCCUUUCUGCUUGCUCACUGCUUUUCCCGCUAUUGUCCCUCAUCACAAUUGCCUCAAAUUGAAUUGCGGUGCAUUCACACGACCUUCGACCUUCGAGUGUUGAGAGCUGCUAUUGUCAGCUGCUGUAUUGUCCGCAUUCGGCUAGCUGGGCGGCGUUAAUCUGCUCCUCCCUACCCUGCCCGUCUGCCCGUCUGAUCGACCCCAACCAAGUUCCGCGAGGACCACCACAACAAGACAUCUCCAUCAAAUACAUCCUCACCCCUCUGCGACGCUCUGCGUAACGACCGUCAUACGAACUAGACCAUCUUCUCUUGUUGAUUCUGGAGGUGAUAAUGAUUUGGUGAAGAACUGGGCUCUUUCCACAUUGCGACGAAAUAAUUCGAGGCUGGGCGAUCAAGAUAGUAGGUGGCAGGGCAACAAAAAGUCAACAAUUGCGCAAUCCCCCACGAGCGCCGCAACAACGAUACCAAUUGCCUUGCAAAGCUUGGUCUGAAUCGCAGACGCGGAAGAAAAUCAUUCGAGUAGUGUGGGGAAACAGACCGAGGACGAAUUGAGCCGCACCUCGACCCAUUAGCAAACGAUCGUAUCGUAAGGCCUCACCUUGGAGUGAGCCAUCCGUCGUCGUCAAGAUGGGCGCCAGCGAAGAGAUCUUCAAUUCCACCAUCUCGCGCGCUCAAUUCAAGGCCGCGAAUGCUUUGAGUACGCCGCCAGUGAACACGCCACCCCGCACUUCGACCCCUCCGCUUCCGAUGGGCACUGAUCGAAGGAAGUCAGACAAGAGAGCAUAUGAAGGUGGUAGCUUGCGAGGAGAACGAUCGACAGGAACCCCUGCGACUGACAUAGAUGCAACUGCUUUGAGUAAGCUUCUGAAAGAACAUGAGGAGCUGGGAAGACCGCGAGAUACUACACCUGGAGGAAGUCCAAGUAGGAAGCGGCAACGAGUAUAUGGUGACAGGUAAGAGCUUCUUUUCCAACAGAGACGGGAGACGCGAGCCUUGAAUUUUAAAUUGGGAGGGGAAGGAAGCAGACAUGAGCUAGCAAAGUGGGGCAUUGCGUUCCGUGCCUUUGAUGCCGAUAUGCUUGAGCUACGGUCCGACGAGCUUCCCCUCAAAAUAAUUCACCAGCUCUUGAUUGCCAAAGAACACAGGCUGACAUGAAUCCAGAUUUAUUCCCAACAGAGAAGGGCAAGAUUUGCAAGCCAGUUUCAGUCUAUUACACGACGACGGAUCUCCAGCGACUCCUUCGAAGCUGAAGAAGCGCACGCCUCAUGGCGAGCUCAAUCACCAAAAGAGUAAGUCACCAUAAACCCUCACUCCAUCUAUAUGCUAACUCGUCACAGCCGAGGAAGCCAACAGAACGUUUUCAACUCUCCUUCGAGCCGAAAUCUUUGAUACUACGAUACCACAACCCACACCCCCAAACCUCUCCCCCGAAACAAGCUUAUUACAGACAAAUAACUCGACAACCAGCCAUGAUCCUACAAGAUCUCAUACACCACCCAACAAUGGAUCUACCUCCUCUCUGUCUGUUUCCAUGACGCCAUCCACCCCUCAUAAGAACCUCUUUACAUACAUGUCACCCAGACACAAUACCAAUAUUGCUGGUCAUCCCACGCCAUCAAGAACACCUCAAAGCAGACACGGCCCUAAUCUCAAUGCUAGAUCAGAGAUGUAUAGCCUUUCGCCGGUACGAUUCGGAAGCCAACAAAUGCUACUUAGUCCCAGGAAACAACCACGUGCUGUGAGCAAGGUGCCCUACAAGGUCCUGGAUGCGCCUGAUCUGGCAGAUGAUUUCUAUCUUAAUUUGGUCGAUUGGGGAAGCAGCAACGUACUCGGAGUUGGUCUUGGAAGCUGCGUUUACAUGUGGAACUCAACAUCUGGACGAGUCAACAAACUGUGUGAAUUACAAGAUGACACUGUAACUAGCGUAUCCUGGAUCCAACGUGGAUCACAUAUCGCUAUUGGUACCGGAAAGGGCCUAGUUCAGAUUUGGGACGCUGAAAGAAUUCGCCGACUUCGAACCAUGACUGGACAUACUGCGAGAGUGGGGUCUCUGGCGUGGAACGAUCACAUUCUGACCUCGGGAUCGAGGGAUCGACUUAUAUACCACCGCGAUGUGCGUGCUCCAGAUCAAUGGCUCAGAAAGUUGGUUGGCCAUAAGCAGGAAGUUUGUGGUUUACGAUGGAAUCCAGACGACGGACAGCUUGCUUCUGGAGGGAACGACAACAAGUUGAUGGUGUGGGAUAAGCUCUCUGAGACACCACUUUGGAAAUUCAGCGAUCAUACAGCAGCAGUGAAAGCGAUAGCUUGGUCACCACAUCAAAAAGGACUGCUUGCUUCCGGAGGAGGCACUGCAGAUCGUCGAAUCAUCUUCCACGACACUCUUCGAGGAACGACUGUCAACGAGAUUGAUACCGGAUCGCAGGUUUGCAAUCUCGCUUGGUCAAAGAAUUCCAACGAAAUUGUGUCCACCCACGGUUACUCGCAGAACCAGAUCGUGGUUUGGAAAUACCCCAGCAUGACCCAAGUCGUCUCCUUGACUGGCCAUACUUACCGAGUCCUUUAUCUCGCAAUGAGCCCCGAUGGUCGAGUAGUCGUCACAGGUGCAGGAGAUGAGACCCUUCGUUUCUGGAACGUUUUUGGUCGCAAGCCUGGGCAGCGAGAGGAAGGUGACGCUGGAGGUGAUGGUAAAUUGGGAGAUUGGGGCGUCAUUAGAUGAGGAACCCUCACGUCAAAAGAGAAAAACACCUACCACGAAUUGCAUGAAGUGAUGAACAUGGUGGGGGGACAACGGGCAUUUGUUUUGCAUUUCACUGGCGUUUCAAGGGGUUUUACCGGGCUAACUUUUGCCUAUCCAAAAUUUCUACGGAAUUUGGACAAAGAAGAUUUGCUUGGUUGCUAAUGCAAGAAUCAUGGGAUUGGCGUUCUAUGGAAAUCUUUGGCACGCAAAUGAGCCCUUUUUAAUUUUGCGUUUUUUUGCAGCGGAUUCUAGCAUUUGGCAGGCAAACUUUGUGCGAGAAAAAGAACAAACAGAAUAUGUAUGGACUAGUAGUUAACAUCAAUUGGCUGAAUCGAAGAAGCCGCCGAAUGGACGUGGAUUCAUUGGAUCGUCCAUUUCGACGGUGAGAGAUGUGUCCUCGCUUGCUCUUGAGGCAAGACGACGUCUCUUUCGCAUUGUAACUCAGCUCAGCUAAUUGAAGAAAAAAUCAAUAAUUAUAUCCGAAAACAAA
Molecule: messenger RNA, 3335 nt
Organism: Hymenoscyphus albidus
Lineage: Eukaryota; Fungi; Ascomycota; Leotiomycetes; Helotiales; Helotiaceae
Source: the annotation of a GenBank genome assembly